Molecule: messenger RNA, 3899 nt
Organism: Lemur catta (Ring-tailed lemur)
Lineage: Eukaryota; Metazoa; Chordata; Mammalia; Primates; Lemuridae
Gene: GLDC
Product: glycine decarboxylase
Exons: 25
Coding region: 281-3343 (1020 amino acids)
Biological process (GO): glycine decarboxylation via glycine cleavage system
Cellular component (GO): mitochondrion; glycine cleavage complex
Molecular function (GO): glycine binding; lyase activity; glycine dehydrogenase (decarboxylating) activity
Source: RefSeq, a predicted model, not a curated record
CAAGGGCUGUCUGGCCCCAUCCCACCUCCCGCCUCCAGGGCGACGCUUAAAGUGUGCCGAGCAGGUGCCUUGGGUGGAGUAACAAGUUUUGCGCAAGUGUCCUGGCCGAGCGCGGCGCUCAUUCAUUGCUCCCCAGCGUCCGUCCCUCUGCUCGGCCUGCGGUCUAGGGGGAAGGGGCUCCGGGCCGGUCGCAGCCGCCACCCGGGGGAGCGAGGCCAGAAGAGGGGCCCAGAGCGCGGCUGACUCUCGCGGGCUGGGGCAGGGAACGGUGGCCGGGGCCAUGCAGUCGUGUGCCAGGGCAUGGGGGCUGCGCCUGGGCCGCGGAGCCGGGGGCGGCGGCCGCCUGGCUGGGGGCGUGGGGACGCGCUGGGCGCCGCGGGCCCGGGACAGCAGUAGCGGCGGCGGGGACAACAGCGCGGCUGGGGCCUCGCGCCUCCUCGAGCGUCUCCUGCCCAGACACGACGACUUCGCUCGGAGGCACAUCGGCCCCGGGGACAAAGACCAGAGGGAGAUGCUACAGGCCCUGGGGCUGGCGAGCAUUGAUGAAUUAAUCGAGAAGACGGUCCCUGCCAGCAUCCGCUUGAAAAGACCCUUGAAAAUGGAAGACCCUGUUUGUGAAAAUGAAAUCCUUGCAACUCUGCAUGCCAUUUCAAGCAAAAACCAGAUCUGGAGAUCGUACAUUGGCAUGGGCUAUUAUAACUGCUCAGUGCCACAGACAAUUUUGCGGAACUUACUGGAGAACUCAGGAUGGAUCACGCAGUACACUCCAUACCAGCCCGAAGUGUCUCAGGGGAGACUGGAGAGUUUGCUCAACUAUCAGACCAUGGUGUGUGACAUCACUGGCAUGGACAUGGCCAACGCGUCCCUGCUGGAUGAGGCGACCGCGGCCGCAGAGGCGAUGCAGCUGUGCCACAGGCACAACAAGAGAAGGAAAUUUUUUGUUGACCCCCGUUGCCACCCACAGACAAUAGCUGUCAUCCAGACUCGAGCCAAAUAUGCUGGAGUCCUCAUUGAGCUGAAGUUACCCCAUGAAAUGGAUUUCAGUGGGAAAGAUGUCAGUGGAGUGCUGUUCCAGUACCCAGACACAGAGGGGAAGGUAGAAGACUUUGCAGAGCUUGUGGAGAGAGCCCAUCAGACUGCGAGCCUGGCCUGCUGUGCUACUGACCUUUUAGCUCUGUGCAUCUUGAGGCCACCUGGAGAAUUUGGGGUAGACAUUGCCCUGGGCAGCUCGCAGAGAUUUGGAGUGCCCCUGGGCUAUGGGGGACCACACGCAGCCUUUUUUGCUGUCAAAGAAAACUUGGUGAGGUUGAUGCCUGGAAGAAUGGUGGGCGUAACACGAGACAUCACUGGGAAAGAAGUGUAUCGUCUUGCCCUUCAAACCAGGGAGCAGCACAUCCGGAGAGAUAAGGCUACGAGCAACAUCUGCACAGCUCAGGCUCUCUUGGCGAAUAUGGCUGCCAUGUUUGCAAUCUACCACGGUUCCCAUGGGCUGGAGCACAUUGCUAGUAGGGUACAUAAUGCCACUCUGAUUUUGUCGGAAGGUCUCAAGCGAGCGGGGCAUCAACUCCAGCACGACUUAUUCUUUGACACCUUGAAGGUUCGGUGCGGCUGCCCGGUGAAGGAGGCCUUGGACAGGGCAGCUCAGCGGCAAAUCAAUUUCCGGCUCUACGAGGAUGGCACACUUGGUAUUUCUCUUGAUGAAACAGUCAAUGAAAAAGAUCUGGAUGAUUUGUUGUGGAUCUUUGGCUGUGAGUCGUCUGCAGAGCUGCUGGCCGAAAGCAUGGGAGAGGAGCGGAGAGGCAUUCCAGCCUCUGCAUUCAAGAGGUCCAGCCCGUUCCUCACACACCAAGUCUUCAACAGCUAUCACUCAGAAACAAACAUUGUCCGGUAUAUGAAGAAACUGGAAAACAAAGACAUUUCCCUUGUUCACAGCAUGAUUCCGCUGGGAUCUUGCACCAUGAAGCUCAAUAGUUCAUCUGAACUCACACCUAUCACAUGGAAAGAAUUUGCAAACAUCCACCCCUUUGUGCCUCUAGAACAAGCUGAAGGGUAUCAGCAGCUUUUCCGAGAGCUUGAGAAGGAUUUGUGUGAACUGACAGGGUAUGACCACAUCUCUUUCCAGCCAAAUAGCGGAGCCCAGGGAGAAUAUGCUGGACUGGCCACUAUCCGAGCAUACCUAGACCAGAAAGGAGAGCGGCACAGAACGGUUUGCCUCAUUCCAAAAUCAGCACAUGGGACCAACCCGGCAAGUGCCCACAUGGCAGGCAUGAAGAUUCAGCCUGUGGAGGUGGAUAAAUAUGGAAAUAUCGAUGCAGUGCACCUCAAGUCCAUGGUGGAUAAACACAAGGAGAACCUGGCUGCGGUCAUGCUCACGUACCCAUCCACCAACGGGGUGUUCGAGGAGAACAUCAGCGACGUGUGUGACCUGAUCCACCAACACGGAGGACAGGUCUACCUAGACGGGGCGAACAUGAAUGCUCAGGUGGGAAUCUGUCGUCCUGGAGACUACGGGUCUGAUGUCUCGCACCUCAAUCUUCACAAGACCUUCUGCAUUCCCCACGGAGGCGGCGGCCCUGGCAUGGGGCCCAUUGGAGUGAAGAAGCAUCUUGCCCCCUUUCUGCCCAGUCAUCCCAUCGUUUCAGUCGAGCUGAACGGGGAUUCGCAGCCGGUGGGCACUGUCAGCGCGGCCCCGUGGGGCUCCAGCUCCAUCCUGCCCAUUUCGUGGGCGUAUAUCAAGAUGAUGGGAGGCAAGGGCCUUAAACACGCCACGGAAGUUGCUAUUUUAAACGCCAACUACAUGGCCAAGCGAUUAGAAAAACACUACAGAGUCCUUUUCAGGGGUGCAAGAGGUUACGUGGCUCAUGAGUUUAUUUUAGACACAAGACCCUUCAAAAAGUCUGCAAAUGUAGAGGCCGUGGAUGUCGCCAAGAGGCUCCAAGAUUAUGGAUUUCACGCCCCUACCAUGUCCUGGCCUGUGGCAGGGACCCUCAUGGUUGAGCCCACGGAGUCGGAAGACAAGGCAGAGCUGGACAGAUUCUGUGAUGCCAUGAUCAGCAUUCGGCAGGAAAUCGCUGACAUCGAGGAGGGCCGCAUCGACCCUAGGGUCAAUCCACUGAAGAUGUCUCCACACUCCCUGACGUGCGUCACAUCCUCCCACUGGGACCGGCCUUAUUCCAGAGAGGUGGCGGCGUUCCCGCUCCCCUUUGUGAAACCGGAGAACAAAUUCUGGCCAACCAUUGCCCGGAUUGACGACAUAUAUGGAGAUCAGCACCUGGUGUGUACCUGCCCACCCAUGGACGUGUAUGAGUCCCCGUUUUCUGAACAGAAGAGGGCUUCUUCUUAGUCCUCUCUCCCUGAGUUCAAAGGACUGAUCUGAUGUCUCUCCUCGGAGCAUUUGACAAGCAAGAAAUAUUUCCUCUCCCACCACAGGCUCACGUAGGGGUUUUAUAUACUGUGUAUAUCUGUGCAAUCUCUGUCGAGGUCAAUGUAAGUACCGCUGGCGUAGUGAGUGGAAGCUUCUCGUUGGCGGGUUGGUUUGCUUCAGGACUCCGCUUCCACACAGAUCGCUUGCCUUCGUUCGGAGCCAUUUGGCUUUUUGCAUAGAAAUUUUUAGGAACUCUAACUUUCAAUGUGGCAAGUUUGCAGACAUUAUAGAGGCUAUACUGGAGACUGAAUAGACACACUUUUUGUUCCAAAUAAGUCCUGUGGACUGUGCCAUCUGUGGGAAAUCCCAGGGCAAAUGUUUACAUUUUGUAUACACUGAAGAACUCUUUUCCUCCGACUAAUUUGCCUAAUCUGUAAUAGCAUUUUUGAGUGUUUGCCUCUUUUUCUGUGUGGGGGGGUUUUUUUUUUAAUCUGCAUUUAUUAGUAUUCUAAUAAAAGCAUUUCAACUUAAUGAA